Messenger RNA from Zophobas morio, 666 nucleotides. Its product is annotated as protein mono-ADP-ribosyltransferase PARP12-like. The transcript is spliced from 2 exons. NCBI's taxonomy places the organism in Eukaryota, Metazoa, Arthropoda, Insecta, Coleoptera, Tenebrionidae. Gene Ontology annotation, cellular component: nucleus. The record is from RefSeq and is a predicted model, not a curated record. Gene Ontology annotation, molecular function: NAD+-protein mono-ADP-ribosyltransferase activity; NAD+ poly-ADP-ribosyltransferase activity. The coding region runs from base 1 to 666 and encodes 221 amino acids.
AUGCAACUGCACAUGCGUUGCACCGAAUAUUCGUGCAACAAAAUGAGUAUAAGCGCAAAUUGCGAACAGUGUGAGCGAAAUCCCGUUCUCGCUGAAGAAAUUCUGAAAGAUCCAAUGACGACGUGGUGGGAAGAAACCGCACAAUCGCCGGUUGAGUUGAAAGAAGUUUCGGAAAAUUCAACAGAAUACGAGGAAGUGAAUGGAUUAUUUCGACUAACGUCGCGGGGUAUGUCAAUCACGAAGUUAGAACGGGUGGAAAAUCCGUAUCUGUUGGGACACUACUUAAUGAAAAAAGAAAAAAUGCGGAGCGAAGGUUCUUAUCCAUCGGAAAGGUCUUUGUUUCAUGGUACAUUCGAGAAAUAUGUCAGUGACAUAUGCAAGUAUAAUUUUGAUUGGCGGAAAUGUGGAAAUUCGAGAGGGCACAAGUUUGGUCAAGGAGUCUCCUUUGCGCCGGAAGUGUCAUAUGCACGGCAUUAUACUACGUAUGGGGAGGACGUAAUGAUACUUACAAAGGUCUUAGUGUCUAAGGAUAUAGUUGGAAGUUCUAGUACAGUGGUACCACCCGCACCAUAUGAUACCACCAAAAACAUCAAAAACACUGUUAUUGUGAAAUAUGACGACGAUGAUUUUUAUCCACAAUAUGUAAUACAUUUUAAGCGGUUUUAA